Messenger RNA from Lactuca virosa, 849 nucleotides. The record is from the annotation of a GenBank genome assembly. Lineage: Eukaryota; Viridiplantae; Streptophyta; Magnoliopsida; Asterales; Asteraceae.
AUGUCUAAUGAUCAGCAGAUUAAGGGAAGAUCUGAAAUAGGUGAAGGAUCAUCAAGGGGUGGCGGAGGUGGAGGAGCAGGAGGUGGAGGAUCAGGAGGAGGAGGAGGUGGUGGUGGCGGUGUACUUCUACCUUCUGAUUCACAAUCAGCACCGGCAGCACCACCACAACUAAGCCGAUAUGAGUCACAGAAGCGGCGUGAUUGGAACACUUUCGGACAGUACUUGAAGAACCAAAGACCACCAGUGGCUUUGUCUCACUGUAGCUACAGUCAUGUACUAGAUUUCCUUCGGUACCUCGAUCAGUUUGGAAAGACUAAGGUUCACUUACAAGGUUGUGUAUUUUUCGGUCACCCUGAUCCAGCUGGCCCUUGUACUUGCCCACUUAGGCAAGCUUGGGGCAGCCUUGAUGCCCUUAUAGGGCGUCUUCGUGCAGCUUAUGAAGAAAAUGGUGGAUUACCUGAAAUGAACCCGUUUGCUAGUGGGGCAAUACGUGUUUACCUACGUGAAAUUCGCAAACGAAGAAUCAUCAAGUUUCCGAAUGCAGCAAUCAUGAUGUCUGGUUCUUCUUCUUCUUCUUCAAGAAACUUCAAGAAACUGGUGGACAUGAACAUAAAAGAUUUCAAGCUCUCAAUAUAAAUCAAAGACUUCCAGUAGAGUUGAUACAGCUUCUGGUACUCCAUUGAGGCAAAACGCCUCAAUUUCUAGAGCUGUGGAUUGGGUACGAUGCUAUAUAAGUAUAUUAAUAAAGGGAUUAGCUAUUAUUUAUAAAUAUUUAUAUUUCAGAAAAGCAAAGAUAAUUGGAUAGAUCUAUAUAUUGUCGAUAUUAAAUGUUUUUUAUUUAUUAUAUUG